Molecule: messenger RNA, 743 nt
Organism: Dentiscutata erythropus
Lineage: Eukaryota; Fungi; Glomeromycota; Glomeromycetes; Diversisporales; Gigasporaceae
Source: the annotation of a GenBank genome assembly
GGAUAAAUCUUUCACAGAUUCUAGUCGAGAAGCCAGUAGAAAUAAAGGAUCUUCAAUUUCAUCGUUACUAUGCUCAAAUAAUACUCCUAUUUCAUCAUUACCAUGUUCAAAUAAUACUUCUAUUUUAUCAUCACCAUGUGCAAGCCCUAAAUCUUCUUCACCAUGUUUGAAUCGUGAAUUUGAAGAAUUAGUAUUUGUCAACCUUAAUGCUAACUAUUUUUCUAAAGCUAGCAAUACAAAUGAAAUACGUCCUGAUGGCCAAUUAAUAUGUGAAAGUAUAUUUCCUAGAUUUAAGAUAGAAGUAGGAUCACUUAAAUCAAGUAAACCGGUAAAUUCAUCAUUCAAUAAAAAACAGAGUGAUAAGGCAAAGCUUAUAUUAGCAAUGCUGAUGUUUGGAGCUCACGUUCGUAACAAUUUUGAUCCUUCAUACAUGACCCAAUCUAUUCAAAAAUUGCUUAAAGAAAUUGGAUACAUGACUCUACAAGUUCACAAUGAGAAUUUAAUCGCGCAUAUAUAUGACUUCACUUAUAGCCCAAUUAAAGUAAGACAAAUUUUAAUUGAUAUCUUAAUUCCGGUUCGUCUUACAGUUAGAAUUGGAUUAGCAAUUCUUUGGAAUGCUGAAUCAUUAAUCAGAUUUGUGGCUGAAAUUAAAAAAUUACAAAAAUUCUUAGAGAAAAUAGAUACUAAUUUUGAAUUAUUAAUCAAUCGUUUUAAUAAUAAGGCACCACUUGAGCUCUUAAUUA